Messenger RNA from Gryllus bimaculatus (two-spotted cricket), 2804 nucleotides. Lineage: Eukaryota; Metazoa; Arthropoda; Insecta; Orthoptera; Gryllidae. The record is from the annotation of a GenBank genome assembly.
UUGGAUUCUCUUGGUGGAAUUCCUCCUGGAAUUGAUGACAUAUGGAAAAUCUGUGGAUCGAGGAAAGAAUGCCAGUACACAUGGGAUAUGCAGCGAAAUACAAAUAAAGAGUUUCCUGGAAGAUUCAAACCAAAAUGCAGAUUUGAUCGCCUAUAUGUUCGUCAUGCUCAUCCUCGAGCGCUUGUGCCGAAGCAUUUUGGUUUACUUGGCAUUCAGAAAGUGAUCAUGACUCAGUCAUAUCCUAGUGAUCACUGGGCUCUUCAAGCCUUUUUUCAAAUGGAAACAGCCUAAAGUGAUCCAUAAAAAACUUUUUUUGGUGAACUUAUUAAAUUUUCAAGUGUACAAUGUCAGUAAAUAUCCUUGUUAAUGUAUGGUUAAAUUCUAACAUUUAUGAUGGAAAAAAGUUUGCAAUUUUGAAAUCUUUGUUAUUUUCAGGCCCAGAUGAGUUCCUAUGUUUCUUUAUUUUGAAUAUAGGGUUUAACCACAUUUUCAUUUCUGAUUUUGUUGUAUAAAUGUUUUAUAUACUCUACAUGUGUACCAGGAUAAAGUGAUUAUAUUUUUCUAUUUUCUUUUUAUUUCAAAUUGUGUUGACUUAUUUUUUAUAACAGAUUGUUUCAUAGAUUUAAUAUUACUUUGAUAUAGUGAAGAUUGUUUGGGUGACAACUUCUUUAUAUGAUACGAUGCUAAAGACUUUCCUGAAUAGUUUUACUUGUGUUAUAGCCCUUCCAUAUGUUCAUAUCUAGUUAACAGUUACAUUAAUUGCUAGAGAUAAUCUGCACUAUAAUUUCACAAAAUUCUCUAUUUUCCAAAUCCAAUGUAAUCUAUUUGAAUAUGUCUUUUUACAAUAAAAGAAAAAAAGUGUUCUAAAAGUAUAAUUGAUUUACAUGAAAUGUAAUGGAAAGAAAGGCAUAAACGAAAUUUCUAAUGAGAAAACAAUGCAUGAGACAGUUUAUAAGGUUGCAGGUUUUGUCUCUUUUCUCCGAUCCCUCUUUUAAUAAUAUUAUUUUUGUGUUAUCACAAAGUUCAUUUAGAAAAAACAAUAUAGAACACAUUUAAAUAGUUUUUAAUAAAAGAUUUAAAAAAUUUUAAUUUCUGUUCCAAUGGCCAUUAUCACUUCCUCAUUGGAGACAUUUAAAUUGACAAUUUGCUUUCUGAUUUUCGCUUACCUUGGAUCAAAAACAAUUCUUAGUUAACAUUCUAUAUUUCUUUGUAAUAAUUUUGAUGUAUCGUCAAUAAAUAAGGGAAGCACUUCUAAAAUAAAUUCCAGUUUUUGUAUUAUAAAUUUUCCAGCAGAGCAGUUUGCUCUCUUCCCUAUAUUUUGAAACACAUUGUAAUGGAAGUAAUUUCUAGAAUCUGACAUGCCAAUAACAUAAGUAAAAUGUUUGCAUGAAGAUUUAAUAUGUACAUAGAUAAUCUAGAGUUAUUACAAGGUAUGCGAUUCACUUUUGGAUGGGAAGAUUGGAUUUACAACUUUGAUAAUGAUUUUGGAGACCUUAGGCAAUGGGCAAUUUUCAAAUCAAAAAACCCUUCUGAUAUAACUAGAAUUGUUUGAAAGUUUUCGUAUGUACAUGAUUGUUAGACAUUUCUUUUAAUGCCUACAUGAUAAUAUGCUGAUAUGAAUAGUCUAUGAACAAAGUAUCUUUAAGCAGAAACAACUUUUGGAAUUUAAUUCAUGUAAAAUGAAUUGUAAAUAAAGGGCGUUUAAACUUGUACCAUCUAUACUUACAUUGCCCGCAAAUUAUCUACUGUGAAACAAAUUUUUACUCAAUGUUGAUGUUGAUUUUUAUUCUCAUGUGUUAUUAAAAAAAUUGAGCAACUGUAAUUAAGCAAAGGCAAACUGUAGCCAAAACAUUGAAAACUGUAAUUGCUCACACUUGCUCUGUGAGAGUUGGAUUAUUUUCUCCUCUGAGCCGAAUUCCAAGGCAUGUUGAAUCCCAGAACAUACAUACCCCAACUUGUUUGGGUAUGUAGUUAUUACUUGUAACCUACAAAUGUGAUGGUAUGAAUAUUUGGCAGCAAAUUAUGACAAAUCCUUGAAAGAUAUAUUUGUCAAAGCAGUGCUGUGACAUUUUUGUAUAGAUGUUGUAAGAUGUGCUGAAUAUGGGGGGGGGACUUUUUUUUAAACUUUCUGGACGUAUGGGUGCGUUAGGGGGUGUCAGGGUUCCCUUGGAAGGUGUGAAAGAGGCCUGUAAUGUUAUGUAAUUAAACAUUUUAUUUUCAUAGAUACAAUAAAACUCUUAUAUAAAAUUUUUAGGGGGCUACAAAUUCUGAAUUAGAGUAAAGGAAAAACUAAAGUGGUAGACGUGAAUAUAUUACAGAUAAACACGAUAAAUAGUACAAAUUAGAAAAAUUACUUUUAACACUUAUGAUCCUAAGGACGUAUCUGAGAUGUCAUCUUCAUUUUACUGCUUAAGGACUUUCAUCUACCUUCAUCUACAUUUAUCUUUGCUUGACAGGCUGCAAACAUCUUUCUGACAUUUGUUGGCUUCUAGAACACACACCUGCACACCUGCUUAUUUGUGUCAUGGUGGUGACAGGACAAUCGCCAAUGUGAGCUUCUAAUUUUUGCAAGUAUUUACAAUUUUUCCUGGAAGCGAUUAGAUAUUCACAUUUGCGGGAAUUGUCAUUUAUGUUCAGAAGGUCUUGUAAGUAGUGUUCAUGCUGUCAGCAAGAUAAACAGACAUUUAAAAGACAUACAGAUGUCAAAUUCAGGACUCAACAUUAGAAAUUCAAGAGUUUUUGAAUUAUGCAUUGGACCUGAAUUCUGGUAAGGGUGAAGAUUUUCUUCCUGUGCUUUUGACUAG